Messenger RNA from Rubroshorea leprosula, 560 nucleotides. Lineage: Eukaryota; Viridiplantae; Streptophyta; Magnoliopsida; Malvales; Dipterocarpaceae. The record is from the annotation of a GenBank genome assembly.
ACAUGUGACCAUUAAAUUACUAUUUUUCAUCGUUAACUUACUGUUUUUCACCAUUAAAUAAUGGACACGUCAACUGUUUUUUGUACGGAAUGACUAAUCUGAGGCAAAUUGAUCCCCGUGUUUUUUCAUCUCAUCUCACCGUCUUCGACGAUCAUCUUUUCGAUCUCAUCAUCUUCACUGAUCAUCACCAGCUGGCCACAGCCACUGGAAAGAAAGGGAGCAGAUGGGAGAACGGAUCUGGGUUUGAAGGCGGGGAUCAUUGGCAGAUCUGGGUUUUGGAAAAAAGAGAUCAGAUCAGUUGCACAACCCCUUCGCCGUUUCCAGCCGCAGAAAACGAGAGGUUUCAUUCCAAUUUUGUAAAUGCAGGUAUAAUUAGUUCUCUACGGCCUAUACCUACGCGUUUAAAAAUUGUAACAAUAUAAUUAUAAACGUAGCUGGUUAUCUUUAGUUACAGUAACUAUGUUAUCUAAUGUAUAACUAUAAUUUUUAGAAGGGUUAUAGCUACGUUUUUUGGAAUUUUAGUUAUAGUUUUUGUGUGUAGAUAAAUGACAAUUUAGAUG